UCGCGUGGGCAAGAGCGCACUCCAAAUAGCAAACCGGAGUGGUGCACAGCAAUGCAGAUCUGUGGCUAAUGAUAGAUUGACAAGCCUACUACUAAGUCAAAGCUUGUUCUCUAAUGCAUAUGGACUUCUAAGUACAUAAGGUGUUAUCAGUCCACGCAUUCAUUUGAAAAUGGUGAAUGUAUUGCAUACACUCGCGUUCGCUCUGAUUCUUGCGUGGGGUUAUUGUAUUUUGGCCGAGACAACUUUUUUAAACUACACUCUGGAUAACGAGGUUCAUUCCAGCUUUAUUCAGCGUCGCCUGAGGAACCAGGAGCGACGCGAGAUGCAGCGGGAAAUUCUCUCUAUUCUAGGGCUGCCGCACCGGCCGCGGCCGCACAUCGAUACCAAACAAAACGCAGCGCCGAUGUUCAUGCUGGAUUUGUACAACACAAUUUCAAGUGACAGACAACAGCCCACGGGCUUUUCAUAUUAUAAACCGGUGUUCACGACUCAGCCCCCCCCGAUGGUGUCCUCGCAAGACAGCCGUUUCCUCAACGAUGCGGACAUGGUGAUGAGCUUUGUCAAUCUUGUUGGGUUGGAUCAGGAACAACUGUCCUCCCAGCACAACAGGGAAUUCCGCUUUGACAUGUCCCGGAUCCCAGAGGGAGAAGCUGUCACCGCUGCAGAGUUCAGAAUCUACAAGGACUACGCCAGGGAACGCAGUGAAAACGAGACCCUCCGUGUGAGCUUGUACCAGGUGCUACAGGAGCCCUCUUACAGUGAGGAGGACUUGAUUCUGCUGGACACACGUGUGGUGUGGCCUGCUGAGGAAGGCUGGCUGGUGUUUGACAUCACCGCCACCAGUAACCAGUGGGUUGUGAACCCUGAUCAAAACCUGGGCCUCCAGCUGUCUCUGGAGAGCCUGGAUGGCCAAAGUGUGAACCCCAGGCUAGUGGGGCUUGUGGGAGGCAGUGGGCCCCAGGACAAGCAGCCCUUCAUGGUGGCUUUCUUCAAGGCAACCGAAGUCCGCCUCCGCAGUGUCCGCUCCGCCCACGGCCACAAGGGGCGCAACGCCAACCGCUCCAAGAACCCCAAGAAUUCCCAGGAUGCCCUGAAGGUUGCUGAGGCUGCAACAGAGAACCUCAGCAACGACCCAAAACAGGGCUGUAAGAAGCACGAGCUGUACGUGAGCUUCAGAGACCUGGGCUGGCAGGACUGGAUCAUCGCCCCUGAGGGCUACGCAGCGUACUACUGUCAAGGUGAAUGCGCCUUCCCGCUCAACUCGUACAUGAACGCCACAAAUCACGCCAUUGUGCAGACACUGGUCCACUUCAUAAACCCAGAGACGGUGCCCAAACCCUGCUGCGCCCCCACUCAGCUCCACGGCAUCUCAGUCCUCUACUUUGACGACAGCUCCAACGUCAUCCUGAAGAAGUACCGUAACAUGGUGGUGAGAGCGUGCGGCUGUCACUGACUGUCGUCGUGCCUCCCCUUUCAGGGCACGCUGGUGCUUGUGGAGGUAGAGGGGGCAGGGCAUAGGGACUAUUUUACAGCCUAAGUAACUGCUUUAGGUCUGUUAAGACCAAACGUCCCCUGGUAUUGGGAACAAACGAGCAAGUGAAUAAGGAUUGACGAAGAUGCUCUAUAUCGAUGCCUGGGUGCAAUGAGUCGCCCUAGCUCAACUGUAAAGAACUCUGGCAUCUGCGUUGUCUCCCCUGCGUGGUGCAAGAAACCAGGACAUUCGUUGAGAGACCUCAAUGUAUUUUCCACUUAGCACCAUGGAGGACUGAAACAUCACAGACAAUGAGGUGUCAUCGGUUUAUUUAUCAGCGUAUUUAACUGAUGAACAAAGACAGAAAAUGAUGAAUGAUGAAAACCAAAGACAGCCCCCACUCCAGACACAUCGGAACUAAAAUGAAAUUCUAGAAAUGCACAGAAACCGAGCCAAAUUUUGAAUUGUAC
Esox lucius (northern pike) is the source of this 1941-nucleotide messenger RNA. Its product is annotated as bone morphogenetic protein 7-like. NCBI's taxonomy places the organism in Eukaryota, Metazoa, Chordata, Actinopteri, Esociformes, Esocidae. Gene Ontology annotation, cellular component: extracellular region. Bases 170 to 1453 code for a protein of 427 amino acids. Gene Ontology annotation, biological process: SMAD protein signal transduction. The record is from RefSeq and is a predicted model, not a curated record. Gene Ontology annotation, molecular function: growth factor activity; cytokine activity. The transcript has 7 exons.